AUGGGAAGGAGAGCUUGGGAUGUUGAGUUGAUUAAAGAUAUGUUUAUUCCACAUGAUCAGGACUUAAUUCUGUCCAUUCAAUUGAGUGAUUCAAGUAGGGGUGACUGCUGGUAUUGGUCGAAGGAAACAAGUGGGGUAUACUCUGUUGGAAGUGCCUACAAACUGUUGCAGAAACAGAAUGGAGACUGGCCGAUUGAUGGUGCUGAUGCAUAUUGGAAGAGAAUUUGGCAGCUGCAUGUUCCACCAAAAGUUCAGCAUCUGGUGUGGCGAGUAACUUCUGGUUCAUUACCAACCAAAGUUCAACUCUCCAACAAGCAUAUACAUGUUGAUCUCACUUGUCCUCUCUGCACUAAGUCCCCAGAAUCAACAUCACAUGUCCUCUUUGGUUGUGAGUUUGCACGGUCUUGCUGGAACCUUUCUUCUGUCACGGCUGCUGGUGUGGAAGAACACAUGUUCACCAGCUGGUUUAGUGAUAUUUUAAUGAGCAGUAGCAAGCAAAAGGCGGAGGAAACUGCCAUGAUUUUGUGGCGUUUGUGGCUGGAACGAAAUGAUGUACUUUGGAGCAACAAAUCGACUACAGCUUUGGAAGUAGUCCGAUCGGCUAGGACUAAUCUUGACACAUGGAAAAAUGCUCAAACAAAGGUGUUUACACCAUUGCUGAAUGUUAAUUUCAGUAAUGAUAGAGAGCAUUGGAUGAAACCAAUUAAAACUAAGUUCAAGAUGAACGUCGACGGGGCUAUUUUUGAACCUGAAAAUCGGUUUGGAUUCGGGUGUAUACUUCGAAAUGGUGAGGCUAAACUUGUGGAAGCUUUUUCACAAAGCAAAGUUGGAAGGGUGUCUCCUGAGAUUGCUGAAGUGGUUGGAGUGAAGGAAGCUUUGAGCUGGAUUAAGGUCAAAAAUCUGUCUGAUGUGGAAAUUGAAACCGAUUCUUUAGUAGUUGUUCAAGCUAUUAAUGGUUCGGUACAGAUGCCUUCUCAGUUUGGAUUACUUAUUCAAGAUUGUCAAAGGCUUCUUUCUGAUUUAAACAAUGUUUUUAUUUCUUUUGUUAAACGAUCUGCAAAUAGGGUCGCGCAUUGCAUUGCGAGGAGGUCUUGUUUUAUGUCAGAUUGUAUUUAUGAUGAGCUUUCUGCUCCAUCUGAUUUACUUUCAAUUGUAAGGGAUGAUAGUUUUUCAAGUUGA
Messenger RNA from Cannabis sativa, 1179 nucleotides. RefSeq lists its product as uncharacterized. The transcript has a single exon. Gene Ontology annotation, molecular function: RNA-DNA hybrid ribonuclease activity; nucleic acid binding. The record is from RefSeq and is a predicted model, not a curated record. Bases 1 to 1179 code for a protein of 392 amino acids. Lineage: Eukaryota; Viridiplantae; Streptophyta; Magnoliopsida; Rosales; Cannabaceae.